AUCACUGCUAAUCAUGACCUCAUUAGACAUGAAAUCUUAAAACGUGAUAUCAUUUGGCAGUAAGUUCAAUUCUUUAUGUUGAUUCUAGCCACGUUGUUAAACAGUUAAUACAAAUUAUUCACAAAUUUCUAAGUCUUCAUAUAAUAAGAUUAGAUUGAACUACAAACCAUCUAUAUAAAAUCAGUCACUUCCAAAGACACUGGCGCAAUAACGUGCAAUUCUGAAAGAAAGAGAGGGGGAGAGACAGAACCGAGCAAGUUAGAGAGAAAUGGGAAGAAGCUAUCGUUGUGAUAAGGAUGGACUGAGUAAAGGAGCUUGGACUGCUCUUGAAGACCAGAUUCUCAUAGAGUACGUCAAAGACCACGGCGAAGGGAGAUGGGAGAAACUGUCAAGGGAAACAGGUCUAAAGAGAUGUGGGAAGAGUUGUAGACUUCGCUGGUUGAAUUACCUGAGGCCUGAGAUCAAGAGAGGGAACAUUACAGAAGAUGAAGAAGACCUCAUCAUCAGGCUCCACAAACUCUUAGGCAACAGAUGGACAUUGAUAGCUGGAAGGCUUCCAGGCCGAACAGACAAUGAGAUCAAGAACUACUGGAACUCUGUUUUAAGGAAAAAGGCACAAGAAAGCCACUCAGAAAGGUCUAGAAAUGAGUGGAAAACGACCAAGGACACCGAAAAAGCUGUCCCAUCGUUAAAAAUGGACUCACACUUCAUCCAAAAUGGACUCACACCAACAAGCUGCAUCAAUAAUGAACAGCUUGGCACUACCAAUACAUUAGCAGAACCAUUUAUCUCUGGAGUUGAAGCAACGAAUAUGGAAGUAAAAUCAGAUUCCAGCGAUGGAUUCUUACCAAUCACUAGAGAGAACGAUAUGACAUGGAACUUCAUAAGGGAUCUUAAUGCAGGCGAACUUGGCAUAUCUGAAUUUCUACAUACUGACUUCUCCAAACUUUGCGAGUUGAAUACCACGAUUUUUGAUUGCACAAGUGGGUGUAGAAACGGGUCAUUAAUGUCAACCUCAACUGCCGAAGCUCCUUUGAAAUUGCAGGAGUGGUUAAAUGAUUGGGCAGCAGACGACAAUUGUCUUCCCGAAGCAGCAUUUGGUCCUUGAUUCUUCUAUUACUGUGCAUG
Molecule: messenger RNA, 1128 nt
Organism: Prunus persica (peach)
Lineage: Eukaryota; Viridiplantae; Streptophyta; Magnoliopsida; Rosales; Rosaceae
Product: trichome differentiation protein GL1
Exons: 3
Coding region: 269-1108 (279 amino acids)
Source: RefSeq, a predicted model, not a curated record